AUGGCCCUCAGCAUCGCCAACCCGGCCGGCCCAUCGCCAAAGACAUCGGCAUCGCCUCCUCCCUUGUCGACAUCGCUGUCAUCAUCAGCGGUGCGGUCGCCAUCACCACAGCCGCCUCCUGCAAGCCCUCUCACGCCUCCUGCCCAACCAGCCAAGCUCGCAACCACAACCCCACCCAAACCCAUACAACAACCACCGCCGCCUCAGUUCAUAGAGCAGCCACCUUCGCUGCCCUUUUCCAGCCAUGAUUCAAGUGAUGCCAUAGCCUUGCGCGCCGCCAUUUCCUCUCUCCAGUUCCAGCGCCUCCAGGCUCAACGAGACUUGCGCACUCUCGAGGAUAUCAAGCGCCAGGCUGUCGAGCGCCCAGAAGAAUAUCGCCGGCAUGUCAUCGCAACUGCUCACGCUAAACCUUUACCUCCGCCAUGGGCUGUAAAGGACUCUCCGGACCAGGGCAUGGAGGAUGAUGACGAUGCUGUUCUCGGCGCUUCCAGCAUGAGCGAACACGACCCUGUCGAUUCGCAAUCCGAGGCCACGACCAAGCCAUCUCCAAUCUCAUACGGCUCCAUGUUGCACUCACAAACAGCAAAGAACACACAUCAGACUUCCACCUUUCCUGCUGUUCCGUUACCGCAAGACAUCGUCCGGUGUCCUCCCAUCGAAUGGGCAAAGUACAACAUCGUUGGUGAAUCCCUGGACAGGCUUCACCGCGACCAACAAGUACGACCAGGAGACGCUGUCUCGGCUCAGCGCGAUAGUGUUGUUGCUGCUCCCUACAACCCUUUCCUGGAUAAGCUAGAUCCGCGACCAGUGCCGGAGGCCACCCCUUCGUCGAGAAAAGACAGUGGUUCUUCUGCCUCGGAUCAGCACGCGCAACGCAGGUCUAGCAAACCUGCCAUGUGA
Messenger RNA from Aureobasidium vineae, 900 nucleotides. Lineage: Eukaryota; Fungi; Ascomycota; Dothideomycetes; Dothideales; Saccotheciaceae. The record is from the annotation of a GenBank genome assembly.